Megalops cyprinoides (Indo-Pacific tarpon) is the source of this 2496-nucleotide messenger RNA. RefSeq names its product ubiquitin carboxyl-terminal hydrolase 44-like. Gene Ontology annotation, biological process: protein deubiquitination. The coding region runs from base 138 to 2363 and encodes 741 amino acids. The record is from RefSeq and is a predicted model, not a curated record. NCBI's taxonomy places the organism in Eukaryota, Metazoa, Chordata, Actinopteri, Elopiformes, Megalopidae. Gene Ontology annotation, molecular function: zinc ion binding; cysteine-type deubiquitinase activity. Gene Ontology annotation, cellular component: cytoplasm. The transcript is spliced from 6 exons.
CGACAACAGUAGACAAGAUGGCGACGGCAAUAGCACCAGCGGAGUAAGUGCUAUAGUGUGAUAAAACAUGUUGUGGGCGGAACCUGUUAAGAAGAUUGCCCCAGUUGCCAUGGUGAUCUGAAGCGUGCGUGGGCGUGAUGGACAGGUGCAAGCAUGUGGGCCGGCUCCGGCUGGCCCGGGACCACUCCAUCCUGAACCCCCAGAAGUGGCACUGUGCCGACUGCAACACCACGGAGUCGGUGUGGGCCUGCCUGGGCUGCUCGCACGUGGCCUGCGGGCGCUACAUUGAGGAGCACGCGCUCCGCCACUUCCUGGAGCGGCGUCACCCAGUGGCCCUGGAGGUCAACGAGCUCUACGUCUUCUGCUACCUGUGCGACGACUACGUGCUGAACGACAACGCCACGGGCGACCUCAAGCUGCUCCGCGGGACGCUGAGCGCCAUCAAGAGCCAGCGGUAUGAGUGCACCACGCGAAGCGGCCGCACGCUACGCUCAGCCGCCUCCGCCUCCCCUGUGGUGGGGGGCGAGGCCCCGCCCGGCACUGCCCGGGACCUGAAGGAUGAGGACCGCAUGUUCACUGCCCUGUGGCACCGGCGCCAUUCCCUGCUGGGCCGGGCCUUCCGCUCCUGGUUCCGGCUGACAGCGGGGGGGCGGCAGCGGGCAGAGGAGGAGCGGAGGCGCGAGGAGGAGGAGGAACGCAAGAGGGAGGCGCGGGAGAGGAGGCUGGCGCUCAAGAGGCAGCUGAGGGAGGAGCUGGACAGCGCCCCACCCAGGAAGAGCCACCGUCUGCGGAGACAGAGCCAGAGGGCGAGGGCGGCGGCAGCAGCGGUGGCCUCAAUGAUGCCCAGAGCUGCCCGUCCUAGCCCCGCCACCCUCACACCCACCCCCAAGCGGAGGCGGUCUGAGAGGAGGGCGGUGCCCCCUGGGGCACGCCUGGCCAAAACCCGAACCAAAACCAGAGCCACCUCAACCAAAGCCCCUACCUCCACGCAGCCCAGGACUCUGGUGUCCAAGGCGUCCAAGGCAGCCAAGGUGUCCAAGGCAGCCAGGGCAGCCAAGGUGUCCAAGGUGGUCGAGUCGCCCUUCAGGCGGAGGCCCACGGUGACCCCGGGCGUGACGGGGCUCCGCAACCUUGGCAACACGUGCUACAUGAACUCCAUCCUGCAGGUGCUCAGCCACCUACACAGCUUCCGCGAGUGCUUCCUGCAGCUGGACCUGAACCAGGCGCUGGAGCUGCUGGCCAGCGCCGUCAGCGGGGGGCUCGCCAGGGCCGCCCGCCUCCCGCCGUCGCCCCCCGGCUGCUCCCGCCCAGCCCCGCCCCGGGCGCCUCGGAAGGGCCGGCUGUCGGGGGCGGGGCUGAGCGGCGGUGCCUCCCGCGCCCGCAGCAUGGAGCUGGUCCAGCGCAAGGAGCCCAGCUCCCGCCACAUCUCGCUGUGCCACGAGCUGCACACGCUCUUCCAGGUAAUGUGGUCGGGCAAGUGGGCGCUAGUGUCGCCCUUCGCCAUGCUGCACUCGGUGUGGCAGCUGAUCCCGGCCUUCCGCGGCUACGCCCAGCAGGACGCCCAGGAGUUCCUGUGCGAGCUGCUGGACAAGGUGCAGCGUGAGCUGGAGAGCACGGGCACCCUGGCGCCCGCCAGCGCCCCGCCCGCCCAGCGCAGGCUCAUCCGCCAGGUGCUCAGCGUGGUCAACACCAUCUUCCACGGUCAGCUGCUCAGCCAGGUGACAUGCUUAGCCUGUGACAACAGGUCCAACACGGUGGAGCCAUUUUGGGACCUGUCCCUGGAGUUCCCCGAGCGCUACCACUGUAACAGCAAGGAGACAGCUGCCCACUUCCCCUGCCAGCUGACUGAGAUGCUGGCCAAGUUCACAGAGACGGAGGCCCUGGAGGGAAGCAUUUACGCCUGCGAGAAGUGCAACAGCAAGCGGAGAAGGUUCUCCUCCAAACCUGUUAUCCUCACUGAAGCUCAGAAGCAGCUCAUGGUUCACAAACUGCCUCAGGUCCUUCGCCUGCACCUCAAACGCUUCAGGUGGUCUGGCAGGAACAACAGGGAGAAAAUCGGGGUUCACGUCAGCUUUGACCAGGUGCUGAACAUGGAGCCCUAUUGCUGCCGGGAUGCCUCCCCUGUGACACUGCCACGCGGCGAGCGCUUCCUGUAUGAGCUGUCCGCUGUCGUGAUGCAUCAUGGGAAGGGCUUUGGCUCCGGCCACUACACUGCCUACUGCUACAACACAGAAGGAGGAUUCUGGGUCCACUGCAACGACUCCAAGCUGAAUGUGUGCACGGUGGAGGAGGUCUGCAAAGCCCAGGCCUACAUCCUCUUCUACACCCAGCGAGUUUCUCAGGACAAAGGGAAGCCUCUUUAGAGGGAUUAGCCCCCUGUUUAGGGGCCACCCCAGGGGAGGGGAACCCCCCAAAGCCCCUCCCUCCAACACCAGCAGUCACAGUAGGAAGAGUUCAACCACCCUUGCUCCUCUCCCCUGGAGACAUCAGGAGAUC